This is a messenger RNA of Suillus subaureus, 2483 nucleotides long. Its product is annotated as heterokaryon incompatibility protein-domain-containing protein. NCBI's taxonomy places the organism in Eukaryota, Fungi, Basidiomycota, Agaricomycetes, Boletales, Suillaceae. The coding region runs from base 331 to 2352 and encodes 673 amino acids. The record is from RefSeq and is a predicted model, not a curated record. The transcript has 4 exons.
GCUUGGCUAGUACGGCCAUCAUAAGCCCGCAGUACCUGCGACACGCAUUAUUGCUUUACAGACUAGCUACGAAUCUCCCAACAGUGGUGCAAGUAAUGACUGUCUUCAAAUAUACUGCCUGUGGAAGACCACUGAUCUCUAGCUAAAACGCUACCGAAGGUACUAAUAUGUACGAGUAUAGACGGCGCGCUGAGAGUGUCACUACUGACAGUAGUGAGUGGCGCUUGCCUCGAGGACCCAGGGUAACUUCCCUUGGCGAAGACAUUUAUAUCAUCAACUGAUAACAAUACAGGCACAGACAGUGUCCCCUUACUAGGAUUCAGUCUUCUAAUGUUCUGCUUGGACAAGCGCCGACGAAAGACCCGCACGGAAAACCCUAACUUGCAUCCUAUUCCAAGCAAUCAUCCCCCAGAAAUUCCACCAGAAAACGACGCACCCCUCUGCUCAACAUGCUCAUCUCUCGAUCUCCAUGCAACCCUACAUGACGGCGUCCAAGAAAAACACCCAAAUCCCCUCGGUCAUCUCACAGACAUCCUCGACAAAUCUAACCAAUGCGGACUGUGCAACCUCGUAGCUAUUGUCAUCCGCCGUGCGUGGCACUUGGAUAAGCUACCUGGUAUCGACAUUGCUGAUAUUACCUGUGCGCUGCAUGCGAGGGAGUGCGGGUAUCCACGCAUUCCUGAUUAUGUAUCUCCUGUAUUCAGGGAUAUCUGUCAUCGGCUGUAUAUCCAGACUUCUGAUAGACCUCGGGAUGUCACAGCCACUAUAGCCGCCGCGCAGUCAAACUUCUUGUUGGAUAUUCAGCUCCUGGGAGAAGAUGCUUCCAAGGUUGGCAGAACGGAGGAACUUCAUGGCAGGAGAGUUGGCCAGAAUGUUGAUACGGCCCUGUUGAAAAGAUGGAUCCACAUCUGUGAACACGAGCAUGGGGAGCUAUGUGAAACAGUAUGGUGGAGGGAUGCUGGAGACGUUCUUCCGAAGAGCGUAAGAGUUGUCGAUGUAACUCGAAUGGCUGUGGUUCGCGCACCGCCAUCUUGCCGUUUCGUCGCUCUUAGCUACCUCUGGGGAGGUACAGGAGGGGAAUAUUGGACGACACAGGCAAAUCUCAAGCGGCGCAGAGCACAAGGCGGCCUUGACGUAUCAGUGUUGCCAGGCACAAUCUUAGACGCCAUUCAACUCGUCCGUCAGCUCGGCGAGCGGUACCUGUGGAUUGACGCAUUGUGUAUCGUACAAGAUGACCCAAAGGACAAGGCAGUGCAGAUUGGCGUAAUGGACCUUAUCUAUGGGAGCUCCACAUUCACAAUCUUCGCUGCGGGUGGCACCUCCGCGCAUGAUCCUCUCCCAGGCAUCCGCCCAGGGACUAGGGACCCCAAGCAACAAAUAGCUAAAAUCCAGGGCCUUCACCUUGCCGUCCCCCUCAUCCUCCCCCGCGAAGCCAUAGUAAUUUCUGCAUGGAACACACGUGGCUGGACAUAUCAAGAACUCAUGCUCUCCCGCCGCCGCAUCUUCUUAACACCUUAUCACGUGCACUUUGAAUGCGGAGAGGAUGUAUGGAGCGAAGAUGUCAUCGCAGAGCGUAUCCGCCUCCCCUGGGAUUCACAUCCCCUGAAGUACGGCGGUGCAGGUUCGUUCACGUUCGCGCAUGCCCCACCGCAUUGGAUGCGCCCUUCAUAUAUGGUGCACUACAUGAGCAUCAUCAGACAGUACACGCAACGCAGGCUUACUAUGGAGUCAGACAUCGUGAAUGCUGUUUCGGCGCUCAUCAAUGCUAUGACCAAGGGGUUUAAGGUGGCUGGUGGCUACCCUGAUCGAGCGUUCCGGUUCGGGAUGCCCCUCAUUGACCUGGAACUCGCGUUGGUGUGGCAGCCAACAGCCAAUACAUCCUGUGUGCGGCGCAUGGUGAUGGUCGGCUUGUUCUCCAAGAUGUUCGACGUACUGGUCGGACGGCAAGUUCUGUUGAGGAAGCAAAUUCCAUAUUCAGGACUCGUUCAGCUCGUUUCAACAGUUAUAAAGGCGGACGAUGUCAUCGGUGCUGAUCCCGGGGCGAACUACGCUACAUAUUCCAUACUAUCCGACGUUCCUCGACCAUCAACGUUAGUAGGGCGCGUCAUCCUUCCAUGUUCCACCCAUUCACCGACUUCAUGUGAAUUUAUUGUUCUGUCUCGCACAGACGACGUCACAGGGUUGUACGAUGAAGACACAUUGGGGAAACGAUAUCUCGGAUGCAUGUUGUAUGUGAUGGUCGUGCAGAAGAUGCAGGAUGAGAAGCGGAUGGAACGGGUCGGUGUGGGGGUUAUAUUCGAACAUGCUUGGCCAAAUGCGAUUCCGGAGCAAAAGGUUGUUUUAUUGGGAUAACAGUGAAGUUGCUCGAAUGCAGAUUGAAUGCAGCACUGAAAGUCAUAAGAUAUGAGGACCAUUUACGGCUCCCGUGUACACAAAUAUCUCAUGUAUUGACAUCCAGCACAUAUCCUCUCUCUGUGAUCUCU